Molecule: messenger RNA, 4522 nt
Organism: Xiphophorus couchianus (Monterrey platyfish)
Lineage: Eukaryota; Metazoa; Chordata; Actinopteri; Cyprinodontiformes; Poeciliidae
Gene: thyn1
Product: thymocyte nuclear protein 1
Exons: 8
Coding region: 229-903 (224 amino acids)
Cellular component (GO): nucleus
Source: RefSeq, a predicted model, not a curated record
UGAGGCAAGCUGUAAGAAAGUAAAAGUUUAAAACGCCGUUUUUCGCUUGACACUGAAUGCAACAUUAGCCAAAUAGCUAGCGUGAGAAAAUGCAUUUUGUUGACGUCACGCGCUGUGGGCUUUUCGCGGGAUUUGAAGGCCUGUCUGACUCAGGAAGCAGGGGAUAAAAGCACUGAAUAGUACACAGAGUCCCAAGAUCCUCCAGUGGAUCUUUGCAGACUGUGAAGGAUGCCCCCAAAGAAAAAGCCCAGAGUGAGAAAAGCAUCUGCAAAUUCAGGCAAAAUCGUCGAUGCCGAGAAAACCUCUACAGCUGGCGGGAAGAGGAAAGCUGCAGCUCCUGAUGCAAAAACCGGGAAGGUUUCUGAAUCUGCAGGCUCUCCCGUUUUCGCCCACUGGCUCAUGAAGUCUGAGCCCGAGAGCCGCUUUGAAAACGGCGUCGACUUGAAGUUUGGCAUCGAGGAUCUGAAGGCUCUGCCCGAUCAGACCAGCUGCUGGGACGGCGUCCGCAACUACCAGGCUCGUAACUUCAUGAGGCAGAUGAAAGUGGGGCAGCAGGCCUUCUUUUACCACAGCAACUGUAAGGAGCCGGGGAUCGCAGGGGUCAUGACAAUCGUGAAGGAAGCCUACGUGGACCACACUCAGUUUGACAAGAAUGACGCUCACUACGAUGCCAGCAGCACGCCGGACAACCCCAAGUGGAGCAUGGUGGAUGUUCAGUUUCAGAGAAUGAUGAAGCGUUUUGUUCCUCUGUGGGAGUUGAAGGAACACCACCUCCAGCACCGUGCCAACGGAGGACCUCUGAAGGAAGCGGCUCUGUUCACCAGGGCCCGGCUCUCCAUUCAGCCUCUCACUCCAGAGGAAUUUGACUUCAUUUUGAGUCUGGAGGACAAAGAGCCACUGUGAAGGACUGGGUUCACGACACUGUGAAACCAUUCACUAUUUAGAAUAAUAAAUUAGUUUGUUUUGACCAGAGAUUUCUUCUGGGAGCUUGCUUUAGCAGGAAUAAAUUAAACUGUUGCAUGUAAGAAGGAUGCAUUCACAACAUACGGACAACAUGACACCACACGCGCAAGUUCUGCUCGAUGACUAUCUUUGGUUUUAGCUGUCAAGUUGUCAACGUAACGCGUGAAAUCUUAAAUGUAUGCGUGAUAUACGAAAGAAAAAACGACGCAGUGCUUUGCUACUGAUUGUGAAUACUAUGACAGAUAGAUAAGGUCCAAGGGUAUCACAUUUCCCAGGUCAAGAACAGUUUUAAUAAAAAAAAUAGUGAGGUCAGUUAUGCUAGCUUGACUCUGACAACCUUAGCAUGUAGAUGUGCUGUGGAAUUUGGACGUUUGAACAUUAUAUGUUUGACUUUCUUCUAAACACAAAUUAGAAUUUUGUUACCAACCAAUACAAGAAUCUUUUUAUGUUGUUCAUAAGGCGAAAAUGAAAAUUGUGCACAAUGCUGAUCUAAAUUAUGCGACUCGUGUUUGCAUGACAGGAAGUGAUGAUGAAAAAUGCAGCAACGACUUCACCGAGUUGAACGCGAUUACAUCAGGGAAGGCAACUCUCUCUUUCCUUUUCUUUUUUUUUGGUGAGUUAUGCAUUUUUAAAGAGAGAAAAAGGAGACACAUCUGUGGAAUUUAUGGUUAUUCUUUUAUAUUAAAAAAAUGUGAAACACUUAUUCUGCCUUUAUCUUAGCAAAGAGAUGCAUUUCUGUUUUCUCAGGCAGAGACUCUAACUAUGUAUUAUAAUGUUGAAAUAGAGAUGGAUUUUCCUCCUUGGAUCUGCUACCCAUCUAGGACGAUUAAAGAUAUGGAAGUUCAGAACAAUAAAACAAAAACCAUGAGUUUAAUUUGUAGUACAGUUAUGUGUUGCGCUACCUGAGUGCUAACAUUUGCAGAUAGGAAUUCCUCAAAGAGAGUUAGCAAUUGUUAGCACUGGUGCCUUACAGGAAGAAGUCUCAUCCAGAGACCUUGCCUCAGUUUUCUUUUUGUAUGAGGGACAUUCUUUUUGAAAGAGGCUAAAUGCUAGCUUUUAUUUUAGAGGCAGCAUCUUUCUUUUACAUCUGAGCUCGUGUACAUUUGAAUAAAAUUGUGUUUUUAACUGGGGAUCAGAGAGAGAGCCAUAGUUCAGCUUUCUGUUGCGUGGCAGUACCUGAUCUCAUUUGAAAGAACGCCUGUCCUUGGGCACAUCUGCCCCUCAUCAGGCUUGGCACAGUUCGUAACGAGACAAUUCAAAGCGGAGCUAAGUCUCUCUGGUGAGAUGUUCUUUCGGAGCACAGCUCCUCCUCUACAUUAUCCAGCAGCCCCUUUUGUCUCCCUGCAUUAAGAUUUAAUAACCUGAAUGUCAGCGUGCAGAUCAGCAGUAAUACCAGCCGACGCUAUGAUAACGGCAACACGCCAUUGUGGUGUUUUUGCGGUACGUCUGGAAAUCCUUCCCCAAAUCUGUUUAACAGAAACACAAGGCACCUUCAUUUGACUACAUACAGCAGCCGCACGGCCUUGGGCCUGACAAGCUGGCUGCAUAAAUAUUCUAUACCCUUGAUGUGAGGCGUCAUUUUCACUAACUGGUUUGCAAAGACAUUUUAACCAGUUACACUAGUUGUAAUACUCUGCUGCACAAGCUCAAAAAGACAAAGAAGCUGAGUUUGCCAACUAGUGCAACUUUUAUUUUUUUUAAGGCCUGCUAGAUGGACAAAGCAACACACAAUGCAACAAUAUAGCAAUUACCACAAGUCUAGUGUGAUAGUUGGCAUUCAGUGCCUUCACAUAACUAUCCAUCCAUUCAUUGUCUAUAACUGUUAGUCCUUGUCGGGUCUGAGGUCUAAUUUUAGCUUUCAUUGGGUGAGAAGUGGGGAACAUGUUGUAUGCUGUAACAUAUUACUAGUCUUGGAUUAAAGUGGUUGACAAGCAGGCCCUAAAAUCCAGUGAUUUGGUGGAUGAGCUUGUCAAAGCUUAUUUUAACCACAUUAUUCAAGCCGUUGAACAAAAUAAGCCCAACUAGUUAACUAGUGAAGAUUUAGGAACAUACUUACACAUUGUCAAUUUAUAUUAAAACGUCUAUGUUGUAAUUUUUAAGAAAAACACAGACUUGCUAACUGGCACACCUUGCUAGUGCAGCGUUGGACUUCCUUUCUCCUUUAAACGUUCUCCCCAAACCCUCAAGAUGGGUGAGUGACAAUCCCAGCAGAAUUACAAUUUUUGAAAUUCUGCGACCAACCAGUCUUCCAUGAACAACCAAACCAAGUUCAAAGUCACUUAAAACCAACGUCUUUCCCAUUUCUGAUGCUCCCAACUUAAGGAGGUCGAUGGGUGUAACUAGUAAGUAGCCAGUGAGCAUAACUCAUCACAAAGCUAAUUGGGACUAUGUUAGCCUGGUAAAACAAUGCCUUUGUUCUAUGCUUUACUUUGUACAAAGGUCUGGACUCUAGGCUAUUUGCUUGCUGAAGGUGUGAACUUUAUUGGAGUUUUAAAUUUUACCCAGUUGCUAAAGUUUGGCCGUGAUGUAACACAUCUAUUUGACGCUAUGAAGCUUACCAGAAAUUACCUGCGCUGUAAACAACCAUCCCUCACUGCGAAGAUUAAAGAUGGCUAUUAAUUCAAUAUUUGAAAGCGUAGCCAACCUGAACCGAAUGGCUACGUUUCACUUCUACCUCUGCCAAACUACAACCACGGCAGACUACAAUUCUGAAACGGCACAGAAAAUUUGACGUCAUUGCUCACAAUUCCUCUUUCUGUCCGCUGAAUGGCCUGGUGGAAAUUCUACUGGGCAAAUUGAGCUCAAUGGGGAAAGACGAAGCACUGAAUGGAGAUGAGAAUCGAGCAGAAUCGUAUGGCUAGGCUUUCGUGCUACUACAUAGCUGGACACCAAUCCACUAGUUAGCAAAGUGUUGGUGUCUAAACUGGUACAGAAGUGGUAUUAGAAAUGUAAAACUAGUGGAAUUAGAAAGCGAUGGCCAUCAGUGGUAUUUUUACAACCCGGAACUAAUGUUUGUGUUGUCUCAAGCUUUGACUGCUACUUUCAUUUUGCAUUCAGAAUUGUGCCGCAUUAAUAAAUCCACUCAAUUAUGGACAAACACACAAGAGUUUUCCAUUUGGCAUCAAUUUAUUGGACGCUUGGGAAUGAGGAGUAAUCGAUAAGCAUUUUGCAAAAGAUAGAUAGUUCUACUGUAAUUUUUCUCUGGUUAAAAGACUAAAAUCAUGUUAGAGGCAGGAAGAUUUUCAUUAGCUUAAUACACAUAGGCACAACUUUCAAGUCUCUAAUGAGGAGGAUACAGAUGACUCCAUACGGUCGGACCCUAAUACAAACACUUCUCCGAAACACCACUGGAAUGCUGAGGUAAAAGCACAUGGACAUGAGAAGGUCAAUCUGUAGCUCUGUGUCCGGGUUAAAUCAACCUAUACAAGCUGGAACAGGUUAACAGGUUUGACUGGUCUUAUUUACAGAUUAAAAAAACAACACAAAAACAGAAAGUGGGAUAAUACUUCAAAGCUCUCGCCCAAACGGGUUCCAGUUUCUGAUGCGUUUUGUGCAACAA